AUGGCAGGCCUGUGCUGUGCUGCGCACGCCGUUUGGGCCGUGCUAAGCAAGCCCGUCGAGUUGCACCCGCCCAAGCACAAGCAGGCCGAGUUCACGGCAAAGUUCGGGCUCACGUGGCCGCAGGCGCUGGCGCAGGGAGUCGUGUACAACGCGGCGGACGCGAUGGACGUGCUGGGCGUGCAGGAGGCGACGCUGAUGACGAUGUGGGACGCGGCUAAGUCGAACGACGAGUGCUUCAAGUUUGGAGGCGGGUUCUACUGCGCGCGGCUGGGCGCGCAGUCGCAGGGCGGCGGCGGGGCGAUCGUGCCGAACGCGGGCGACUUGCUGGCGGAGCUGCCCAAGUCGCUGUACGGCGGCUUCGACUCGCUGGCGCUCUCAAACGGGCAGGCGAGAUUCCCCGAGAUUGCGUGA
Emiliania huxleyi CCMP1516 is the source of this 411-nucleotide messenger RNA. RefSeq lists its product as hypothetical. The record is from RefSeq and is a predicted model, not a curated record. The coding region runs from base 1 to 411 and encodes 136 amino acids. Lineage: Eukaryota; Haptophyta; Isochrysidales; Noelaerhabdaceae. The transcript has 4 exons.